Molecule: messenger RNA, 462 nt
Organism: Momordica charantia (bitter melon)
Lineage: Eukaryota; Viridiplantae; Streptophyta; Magnoliopsida; Cucurbitales; Cucurbitaceae
Source: RefSeq, a predicted model, not a curated record
AUGGUCAGAACCUACCGGAUCCUCCCGUCGCCGGUCAACCCACGGCCGGAGAAUUGGUUCGUCAACCAGUCCGGUUCACCGCCGCUCACGGCUGGAUUGUUCGCUAAAGCCCCAGUCGAGCCGACCAACCACUCGAAGUUCACCGGAAAGUGCAGCCGCCCCCGGCACUCACAAACUCCAAUCAUGAUCGACGUUGUGGAUUCAAAUUCUCAACCUGAAUUGAAUAUGUUCAACUCAUCGGCCUCUCGAACUGUGGAUCACUUAUCGAAUAACGAUUGCUGGGAUGGUGAUGAGGACGAUCAUUGUGAUCAUGGAAAUUUGGAGAGAGAGAAUCUAGAGGGAAGUGGGGUCCAAUCAAAUGGUGAUGACGAUGAAAUGGGCUUCUGCCACGUGGAGCUCGUACUAAACCACGCUCUAGAGCAUGAUCAAGAAUGGUGUCUAGUGGGUGAAAAUGAAAUGUAA